GGCUCCCUCGGGGUCCCGGCGGGCGGGCACUCGGCGGCCGCGGCGCGAUGGAGGCGCCGGCCGAAUUGCUGGCCGCGCUGCCCGCGCUGGCCACAGCGUUGGCACUGCUGCUCGCUUGGCUGCUGCUGCGGCGUGGGGCGGCCCCGGCCCCGGCCCCGGAACGCUCGUCCCCGACCGAGGCCCCCGGGGCUCCGGCACCGCCUGAGCCUCCCGAGCCCAGCGCCUCGGAGCCCGCACCCGCGGGGCCGCACCAGCCCGAGCGCAUGGCGGAGCCGAGAGAGCCCGUGGCGGAGGAGCCGGCGGACGAGGGGAGGCAGGAUGAAGAGCAGGACUCAGACAGUGAGACGGGGCCACCCACUGAAGAACCUGAGGAAGAGGAUGGAGCGGCCUUCUCCUUUAAGUACAGCCCUGGGCAGCUGAGGGGAAGCCAGUACAAGAGGAUGAUGACCAAAGAAGAGCUGGAGGAGGAGCAGAGAGUGCAGAAAGAACAGCUGGCUGCCAUCUUCAAGCUCAUGAAAGACAACAAGGAGACGUUUGGCGAGAUGUCUGAUGGUGACAUGCAGGAGCAGCUCCGGCUCUAUGACAUGUAGGCCUGUGGCCCAGCAAGACGUGACCCAGGACAUCCUGACAACCCUGAGGGACUUGGUCCAGGAGGUUGUGAUCCCCAGACUUUCAAAGGACUGUCUCGAAAACACAGAUAGCGUGGUGUGUUGUAUAAGGAUUCGCCCGGCCCCUGAAAUUUUGAUGUCCUGUUUGAGGAAUCGGCAUUGUUUUCUUCAGAGAAGGAAACCCCUGACUCCUCUGGCUUCAGUCGCUGGUGAGGCUCCAGCUGUGUCAUCUUCUACAGACCUAGGGCAGGUGGUCCCGGGAAGCUGACGAGGGCUUGGUGCUUGGACCCUGAGCACACUGUGUAGACAGAAUAUGGGGUGCUAUGGGGGUGAUGGGUGUACCUAGUAACCCUAUACUCUUCAUUCUGCCCUAGGGGUAUUUCUGGAGGUAUCUGGGGUGGCAGCAGAUAGUCUGAUUGAAAGGCUCAGCUGUUCCCCUGGGACGGAACAGUGGGGUCAGCAGUAGCUGCCACUGCCGACGCUCACCUCCAGGACAGCCAUGCCUUGAGCGAGUUUGGCACAAGCUGGACACUGUAGGCACAAAAAAUAAAACACACAACAGGACCUGGGGUAGAACACGUGGUUAGCAAGUUCAAGGCCCCUGAGUUCCACCCCCUCCUCCCCCCACCUACCACCCCAGGAUGACAGUGUGAUCCGUACCUUUGGUGAGACUACAAGCCCUUUAGAAAAUGAGAAAGAACCAGACAGCAUCCAGGGAAAUGCUCCAGCGUCCCCAGAAUAAUGCCUGCAUCGCAGAGUAGACUGCUCCGUGAUGAUGGGAAUGAGUGAGCCACAGUAGCCCCAUCAUGCCCACCAGUCCUACUUCUUGUCACCCCACUUAGCCGGAAAGUUCAUAGCCUGAGCAAACCGAAUCAAGGGUAUGCUGAGGACAGAAAGUGGGAAAGAUCUUAAGACCGACUUUUAUUUGCUAAAAUAAAGCUAAAUCAAUAUAAAGAUAUAGCUCAAACUAUGGGGAACAGAAUUAAUAUUUUAAAGAUUUAUUUUAUUUUAGCCAGUUAUGGUGGUACAACACUUUUCAUCCCAGUCUCGGGAGGCAGAAGCAGGCAAACCUCUGAGUUCAAGGCCAGCCUGGUCUACAGAGCAAAUUCCGGGACAGCCAGGGCUACACAGAGAAACCCUGUCUCAAAAAAACAAAACAAUACAGAAAAGAUCUUAUUUUGUUAUUGGUUUUUUUGUUUGUUUUCUUUUUUGAGACAGGGUUUCUCUGUGGCUUUGAAGCCUGUCCUAGAACUAGUUCUUGUGGACCAGGCUGGCCUCAAACUCAGAGAUCUGCCUGCUUCUCCUUUUUGGGUGCUAGGAUUAAAGGCAUAUGCCACCACUGCCUGGCUUUGUUUUGUUUUUGUUUUUGUUUUUCAAGACAGGAUUUCUUUGUGAAACAGCUCCAGCUGUCAUGAAACUCAUUUUGUAGAAAUCCACCUGCCCUAGCCUUCCAAGUUCACUACCUGGCAAGUUUAAUGGGUUUUGUUUUGUUUUGCCAUGGCCUCUCUAUGUAACCCUCGCUGUCCUGGAACUCACAGAGAUCCACCCACUUCUGUUGGCUUCCUGAGUGCUGGGAUUAAAGGUGUGCGCUACCACACCCAA
This is a messenger RNA of Alexandromys fortis (reed vole), 2210 nucleotides long. RefSeq names its product matrix remodeling associated 7 (gene Mxra7). Lineage: Eukaryota; Metazoa; Chordata; Mammalia; Rodentia; Cricetidae. The transcript is spliced from 4 exons. The record is from RefSeq and is a predicted model, not a curated record. Bases 48 to 590 code for a protein of 180 amino acids.